CAUCAAUAGGCGGCACUUAUCUCUACAAGAAGAAUGGUAGCAUGUCAAGAGCCACCAACUCCCUGAGGUGAACCCAACACAACACCACAGAUACUACAGAAUAAAUGCAUAAACUUCGGAGCCUCUCUGUAGCCAAACUGGCUGACGUUUUCAGCAGAUUGUCAAUAAAACUAAAGAGCACUGGAGGAAGACCUGCAGCUCCGCUGGGUUCAAGGAUUCUGACCAAUCAUGACGACAUCUUUAAGCACAACAUGUGGGAUCAUGUCCAGUGGACAGAGGAGGACAAGGAAAAUGCAUGGCAGAAAGCACAAGAAAAUUCCAGUGUACACAUUCCUUUAAAGGAACAAGGUAAAUUUGACACAGAAGCUUGCCAAUAUUGGAACACGUUUUAUGAGACGCACCAGGAUAAAUUCUUCAAAGAUCGCAAGUGGCUGUUUUUAGAGUUCCCAGAACUGCUUCCUUCAGAUGCAAAAAGACAAGCCACAAACAGGUGUCAGGAUGAUGAGCGGGCAGAAUAUCCACUGAGUGGGUCUGACAGGGAGGCCAGACACCAGCAACACAGCUGCCACACACACCAUAACAGGAAAACAGAUACCACCGAUUGUCAAGAGUCCUGUCAGAUGUCUUUCCCAGGACAGCAUGCAUCUUUCAGGAUAUUGGAGGUUGGAUGUGGGGUUGGUAACAGUGUAUUUCCCAUUGUUGACUCCAUCAAAGAAACCAGUGCAUUUUUAUACUGUUGUGACUUCUCCCCUCGUGCUAUUCAGCUGGUAAAGGAUCAUCCAGACUACGAUGGCUCUGUAUGCCAUGCCUUUGUCCAUGACAUUUGCAAAGAGAUGGCCUCCUUUCCCUUUCCUCCUCAGAGCCUGGAUGUUAUUAUGGCAGUCUUUGUACUGUCCUCCAUUCAUCCGGAGCGAAUGCAAGGAGUCGUAAACCAGCUAUCUACAUACCUGAAACAUGGAGGGAUAUUCCUUUUCCGUGAUUAUGGGAGAUAUGACUUCUCACAACUCCGGUUUAAAAAGGGUCGAUGUUUAUCAGAGAAUUUCUACACACGUGGAGAUGGAACCUGUGUUUAUUUUUUCACAAAAGAAGAGGUUCAUGAUUUAUUUUCCAACGCUGGACUUGAAGAAAUUCAAAAUCUGGAGGACAGACGACUACAAGUUAACAGAGGAAAGAGAGUUACAAUGCACCGGGUAUGGAUGCAGAGCAAGUACAGGAAACCUUAACACACCACCACAGGAUCAUUUGGUUAGCUAUGUAUUUUUAUAAAAAAUCAUAUUAUGCUUUUCUUUUUUUUUUUUAAGUUAUUUUAUUUUCUGCUUCUAUCAAUUCAUUCAAUCCUUAUAACAGUUUUGUCUGUGUAUCUGUACACCAACGAUACCACAUGCAAUAAACUUUUUGUAUAAAACAUGUUUUCAAACAGAACUCCAUUGUCAUGCUUUUCUUUUGAUAUUUCACUGACUUAGA
Molecule: messenger RNA, 1464 nt
Organism: Scomber scombrus (Atlantic mackerel)
Lineage: Eukaryota; Metazoa; Chordata; Actinopteri; Scombriformes; Scombridae
Gene: mettl8
Product: methyltransferase 8, methylcytidine
Exons: 10
Coding region: 105-1223 (372 amino acids)
Molecular function (GO): tRNA (cytidine-N3)-methyltransferase activity
Source: RefSeq, a predicted model, not a curated record